Messenger RNA from Doryrhamphus excisus (bluestripe pipefish), 1661 nucleotides. RefSeq names its product calcium activated nucleotidase 1a (gene cant1a). Gene Ontology annotation, molecular function: calcium ion binding; GDP phosphatase activity; UDP phosphatase activity. Lineage: Eukaryota; Metazoa; Chordata; Actinopteri; Syngnathiformes; Syngnathidae. Gene Ontology annotation, biological process: proteoglycan biosynthetic process. The record is from RefSeq and is a predicted model, not a curated record.
GCAGCGUCGAGACGACGCGUGAUGACGUCACAAGUAGCGCAGGAAGUAAUGGGUGUUAAAACCUGGGACGCCGUACAAGGAAACGUUCCAGCGACAAUGACACCUGAGUUCCCGUCGGUGGAGGCGACGGCGGCGGGCGGAGAGAUGAACGUCUGAGUUUCGGUAACUCCAUUCCUCCGUCCUCCAUGCCCGCACCUGCAGACGCGGCUCAACCGGAGCACAAUGAGCCCAUGAACGGUCUGCGCAUCUCCGUCGGAGGCCUCCCCAUGCUGGCGACCAUGGGCAAAACCACGGACCCUCGUUUCCGCCUCAAGUGGCGGCCCAUCGUGGUGGCGGCCGUCUCGAUGGCGUCGAUCCUGCUGCUCCUCAUGCACUUGAACUCGAGCCUCCGGCCCCGCUCCUACGGCUCCGGCAGCUGGAAGGCGGGCCACGGCGACGCCCGCCGGCCCGUCUCCCGUUACAACGACACCUACCCGCUCAGUCCGCCCGAACGCACUCCGCGGGGCACCCGCUUCCGCAUCGCCGUCAUCGCCGACCUGGACACCAACUCCCGUCGCGAGAAAACGCUGACGUGGUUCAGCUACAUGCGGCGCGGGUACCUUCUGGUGUCGGAGAGCGGCGACAAGGUGUCGGUGGAAUGGGACGCGGAGAGGACGGUGUUGGAGAGUCACCUGGCCGAGAAGGGGCGGGGCAUGGAGCUGUCUGAACUGGUGGUGUUCAACGGGAAGCUUUACAGCGUGGACGACCGCACGGGAAUCGUGUACCACAUCGACAGCGACAAGGUCGUACCCUGGGUCAUCCUUCCCGAUGGCGACGGAAACGUAGCCAAAGGGUUCAAAGCGGAGUGGAUGGCGGUGAAGGACGAGCACCUGUACGUGGGCGGCCUGGGGAAGGAAUGGACCACCACGUCCGGGGAAUUUGUCAACAACAACCCCGAGUGGGUGAAGGUGGUGGGCUUCCGCGGGGACGUGGAACACCAGGACUGGGUCCCCGUGUACAAGUCGCUCAAGUCUGCAGCGGAAAUAGAACCUCCAGGUUACCUCAUUCACGAGUCGGCGGCGUGGAGCGACACGCUACAACGCUGGUUCUUCCUCCCCCGCCGAGCCAGCAAGGAGCGCUACGAGGAGAUGGCGGACGAGCGUCGGGGCACCAAUCUCGUCCUCAGCUGCUCGUCGGACUUCAAAGACAUGACCGCCACCCGGGUGGGGCCGCUGGACCCCACCCACGGCUUCUCCUCGUUCAAAUUUGUGCCCAACACGGACGACCAGAUCAUCCUGGCCCUCAAGUCGGAGGAAGACGCCGGGAAAAUCGCCACAUACAUCACGGCCUUCACGCUGGACGGACGAGUUCUUCUACCGGAGACCAAGAUCGGGGACGUCAAAUACGAAGGCUUGGAGUUCAUCUAGAAGCCGCACUGUUGUUUACACUCUGCUUCCUGUUUGCGAAAAGGACGGCCUUAAUGAUCAACGGCAAUGUUUUCCUGCUGGAGGACACAACCCCAGCAGAAGCAAGCGUAGCAAAAACUGAAUGACCUCCUCUCCAGGACCGCACUGUCUUCUCCUGAUCAUGAAUGUCAAAGUCACUGAUUUAGUUUUCCUCCAGCACAUACUGUACAGUCUCUUAUGUUCCUCUUUGCUCCGCCAUUAAAACGCCAUCUUUCU